GAAUUCAUUUUGUCCUGCGCAGACUGGCUGUGCGGUCACUAAACUUGUGCAACAAAUAAAUAAAAUAAUAAAGCGCAAAAUAUAAAUCUGCCGCCGCCGGGGGGAGUCCGUCCGGCGCCUGACACGCAGCUCUUACGCGCGGAAACGUCGACGGGGGAUCACAAACAGCCAAACGGUCCACAGGUAGCCAAGGAGAGGAGCAGAACCCAACCGAGGACCAUGGAGAGCGCCGGAAACAUGUCCGAGAACAGCAGCUUCUGCCGGAACUUCACCGAGAACAGCAGCUUCUCGUGCAGAGACCGCGGGCUGACCGGCGGCCUGGACGAGGACGACGCCAACCCGGUCAUCAUCGCGAUCAUCAUCACCGCGCUCUACUCCAUCGUGUGCAUGGUGGGGCUGGUGGGGAACCUGCUGGUCAUGUACAUCAUCGUCAGGUACACCAAAAUGAAGACAGCCACAAACAUCUACAUCUUCAACCUCGCUCUGGCAGAUGCCUUGGUCACCAGCACCCUGCCGUUCCAGAGCGUCAACUACCUGAUGGGGUCUUGGCCAUUUGGGGACCUGCUCUGCAAGAUGGUGAUGUCCAUCGACUACUACAACAUGUUCACCUCCAUCUUCACCCUCACAACCAUGAGCAUCGACCGCUACAUCGCUGUUUGCCACCCUGUGAAAGCGCUGGACUUCAGGACGCCUCGCAAUGCCAAGAUUGUCAACAUCUGCAACUGGAUUCUGUCCUCCGCCAUCGGUCUGCCGGUCAUGUUCAUGGCUGCUACAGCCAAAAGCCACCCCAAGAUUGUGGACUGCAAGCUGAUUUUCCCCCACCCCUCCUGGUACUGGGACACUCUGCUGAAGAUCUGUGUGUUCAUCUUUGCCUUCAUCAUGCCCGUCCUCAUCAUCACCAUCUGCUACGGACUCAUGAUCCUGCGCCUGAAGAGCGUUCGAAUGCUGUCAGGCUCACAGGAGAAAGACAAGAACCUCCGUCGUAUCACUCGCAUGGUACUGGUGGUGGUGGCCGUCUUCAUCGUCUGCUGGACCCCCAUCCAUGUGUUUGUCAUCAUCACUGCACUGAUCAACAUUCCCAGCUCCACACUUCAAACCAUCACCUGGCAUUUUUGCAUCGCCUUGGGCUACACAAACAGUAGCCUUAACCCGGUUCUUUACGGUUACCUGGACGAGAACUUCAAGCGCUGUUUCCGUGAGUUUUGCACCCCGAGUCCUUCCGUACUGGAGAUUCAAAACUCCUCCAGAACUGGAGCCACCAGCCGCAAGGUCCCGAAGCGUGAACACAACAGUGCAAACACAGGGGAGAGGUCCAACCAACAGGUAGCCAGCGUCUGUGUAUGACUAGCCUUGGAGGGGUCGUCGCUGGACUCUCGCUGUUGUGGCAGCAUUGCCAACGACGAUCUCAACUCAGAAGUCACACAAGUCACCACUGGGUUUUAAUCCCUCGAGCCAGACAUGCCCAUUAGAUGAUCCAGAGCACCUUUGUGAGGCAUUUGCAGCUCACAGCAUUUACUCAAAAACUUCUAAAAGGACUGAAGAGCCCGCCGCCCCUUCACUGUUACACUCUGAAGAAAUGUGCACAGUACUCUGUUGACAUUGAUUCAAAAAAAAAAGUGUUCAACUGACAGAUCUGUAAAUCCACUUUCAUAAGCCAAUAUGGUGACGUGUACUCGUCAAUGUCAACUACAGAAAUCAAUUUUCGAACACGCCGUCAUGCCUUUCUGUCAUGCUUCCCCCAAAUGUCUACUUGAGGUGGAUUUACAUGUGAAAAAAGAGAUUUGUGGGAUUUUGCAAGGAUUUGACUAAACAGGAGGGAAAAAAAUGGCUUUUUGUGUGUAGCAGAAGCAGGACUUGUUGUUUCACACCCUCCAUUGAGGGGUUCAGCACCACGCGGGCCUCAGCCACUACUGGACUGUGGUGUGUGUUGCUGUGCAUCAACUUAUCAGGAUUUCACCAGAAAGGAAAAAAAAAAGCUGUAUAUUUUCUGUUCAUCACAAAUCUCUGAAUGUACAAAGCAGGAACUGUCUUUGUGGAUCUUUGUACCAAACCUACAAGGAAAGCCCUCUGGGCUGUUUGUACAGCACACAAAAAAGCAUGCAUUUAUGGGAAACAGUACAAUUGCCAGUAUAUGAUUAACCACAGCUUUAUAACCAUUACAUUAAAUAAUGAGUUUGAAUGGAACCACUCGUCUCUUUUACAGUAAUUGACAAGUGAAGCAAGCAGGAUUGCACAUCUGAUGGGAUAUUUACUAUUGCUUGUGCUUACUUGUUGUGCUGUUUGCCAUGUGUGCAAAAUGCCUUUUUCAGUAGCUUUAUGCCACAUUUUUUGAAACAGUACUUUUCUAAAGACUCAUGAACUUGAUUGUAAUGUAGAGUUAUUUUUUUCCACAAAUGGGAAAAUGUGAGGAAAAAAAAUACUGUGCUCCCAAACCUUUGUUGUUGUGUUGAGGUCUGCUUGUAAACUAUGACAAUGUCUACAAUCAGUGUGUAAAGCUGUGAAGUUUGGUGCAAAAAAAAAUAAUCAAUUUUGAGUAAAAGUGAUGCUGAAGCCACUGUGAAUACAGCGUUCACUCAUUUUAAACAAGAUACAUGUUUGUUGUUUACAGUUUUUUUACAUCGCCUGCUUUAAAUAAAGAGCCUUGGGAGAA
This is a messenger RNA of Oryzias latipes (Japanese medaka), 2650 nucleotides long. It is a transcript of the gene oprm1, whose product is annotated as opioid receptor, mu 1. The record is from RefSeq and is a predicted model, not a curated record. Gene Ontology annotation, cellular component: plasma membrane; neuron projection. Gene Ontology annotation, molecular function: neuropeptide binding; G-protein alpha-subunit binding; beta-endorphin receptor activity. Gene Ontology annotation, biological process: sensory perception of pain; neuropeptide signaling pathway; G protein-coupled opioid receptor signaling pathway. Lineage: Eukaryota; Metazoa; Chordata; Actinopteri; Beloniformes; Adrianichthyidae.